Messenger RNA from Pteronotus mesoamericanus, 7699 nucleotides. It is a transcript of the gene NFE2L1, whose product is annotated as NFE2 like bZIP transcription factor 1. The transcript is spliced from 6 exons. NCBI's taxonomy places the organism in Eukaryota, Metazoa, Chordata, Mammalia, Chiroptera, Mormoopidae. Gene Ontology annotation, biological process: regulation of transcription by RNA polymerase II. Gene Ontology annotation, molecular function: RNA polymerase II cis-regulatory region sequence-specific DNA binding; DNA-binding transcription factor activity, RNA polymerase II-specific. Gene Ontology annotation, cellular component: nucleus. The coding region runs from base 655 to 2973 and encodes 772 amino acids. The record is from RefSeq and is a predicted model, not a curated record.
AGGAGGGGGCGGGGAGGGAAGCGGAGGCUCGGGAUCUCUAGGCCGGCCGGCGGCGGCAAGGCCGGGACUCGGCUUGAGGACCUGCUGUGGCAGCAGCGGCGGGCGCCUAGCUCAGCAGCGGGUUUCUCUGGAAACCCCCCUGGUAAGUGUGGAGGAGGCGGGACACUCUGACCCAAGACAAAAGGCCUGUAGCUCCAGCCAAAGAAAAUAAACCUUAGGAGAGAGAAGGAAAAAAAAAAAACCAAAAAACAAAACAAAACAAAACACCCCAUCAGCUGUUCCUGAGAACAGCCUGCAGUGGAAUCUACAGAGAGGACAACUAAUGUGAGUGAGGAAGUGACUGUAUGUGGACUGUGGAGAAAGUAAGUCACGUGGGCCCCGAGGGCCUGGACUGGGUCAGGAACAGUUGUACUUUCAGAGGUGAGGUGUCGAGAAGGGAAAAGUGAAUGUGGUCUGGAGUGCGGCCUUGGCUCCACGGGGUGUGCUUUCCUCUUAGGCCAUCAGGGAGCUCAGCCCCGGUGUUCUGCCAGGGUGGGGUACAGGGUUUGGCACUGAGGGGGGUAACUUGCUGGCUGGAGCAGCAGAGCAGUGGCCUUGAUUUGUCUUUUGGAAGAUUUAAAAACCAAAAAGCAUAAACAUUGUGGUUCUUCAGCAAUGCUUUCUCUGAAGAAAUACUUAACGGAAGGACUCCUCCAGUUCACCAUUCUGCUGAGUUUGAUUGGGGUGCGGGUGGACGUGGAUACUUACCUGACCUCACAGCUCCCCCCGCUCCGGGAGAUCAUCCUGGGGCCCAGUUCUGCCUAUACUCAGACCCAGUUCCACAACCUGAGGAAUACCUUGGAUGGCUAUGGUAUCCACCCCAAGAGCAUAGACCUGGACAAUUACUUCACUGCCCGGCGGCUCCUCAGUCAGGUGAGGGCCUUGGACAGGUUCCAGGUGCCGACCACUGAGGUAAACGCCUGGCUGGUCCACCGGGAUCCGGAGGGGUCUGUCUCUGGCAGCCAGCCCAGCUCAGGCCUUGCCCUCGAGAGUUCCAGUGGCCUCCAAGAUGUGACAGGCCCAGACAACGGGGUGCGAGAAAGCGAAACGGAGCAGGGAUUCAGUGAAGAUUUGGAGGAUUUGGGGGCUGUAGCCCCUCCAGUCAGUGGAGACUUAACCAAAGAGGACAUAGAUCUGAUUGACAUCCUUUGGCGACAGGAUAUUGACCUGGGGGCUGGGCGUGAGAUUUUUGACUAUAGUCAUCGCCAGAAAGAGCAGGAUGUGGAUAAGGAACUGCAAGAUGGAACGGAGCAGGAGGACACCUGGCCAGGCGAGGGCGCAGAAGUUCUGGCACGAAACCUGCUAGUGGAUGGAGAAACUGGGGAGAGCUUCCCUGCCCAGGUGCCUGGUGGGGAGGACCAGACAGCCCUGUCCCUGGAAGAGUGCCUUAGGCUGCUGGAGGCCACCUGCCCCUUUGGGGAGAAUGCUGAGUUUCCAGCAGACAUUUCCAGCUUAACAGAAGCAGUGCCUAGUGAGAGUGAGCCCCCAGGUCUUCAAAACAACCUCUUGUCUCCUCUCCUGACGGGGACAGAGUCACCAUUUGAUUUGGAACAGCAGUGGCAAGAUCUCAUGUCCAUCAUGGAAAUGCAGGCCAUGGAAGUGAAUACAUCAACAAGUGAGAUCCUGUACAAUGCCCCUCCUGGAGACCCACUGAGCACCAACUACAGCCUUGCCCCCAACACUCCCAUCAAUCAGAAUGUCAGCCUGCAUCAGGCAUCUCUGGGAGGCUGCAGCCAGGACUUCUCGAUCUUCAGCCCCGAGGUGGAGAGCCUGCCUGCGGCCAGCAGCUCCACUUUGCUCCCGCUGGUCCCCAGCAAUUCCACCAGCCUCAACUCCACCUUCAGCUCCACCAACCUGGCGGGUCUCUUCUUUCCACCCCAGCUCAAUGGCACAGCCAAUGACACCGUAGGCCCUGAGCUGCCUGACCCGCUUGGGGGUCUGUUAGAUGAAGCCAUGCUGGAUGAGAUCAGCCUGAUGGACCUGGCCAUUGAAGAAGGCUUUAACUCCGUGCAGGCCUCCCAGCUUGAAGAGGAAUUUGACUCUGACUCAGGCCUUUCCUUGGACUCCAGCCAUAGCCCUUCCUCCCUGAGCAGCUCUGAAGGCAGCUCUUCCUCGUCUUCCUCCUCCUCCUCCUCCUCCUCCGCUUCUUCCUCAGCCUCUUCCUCCUUUUCUGAGGAAGGUGCUGUUGGCUACAGCUCUGACUCUGAAACUCUGGAUCUAGAAGAGGUGGAGGGUGCUGUGGGCUACCAGCCUGAGUAUUCCAAGUUCUGCCGCAUGAGCUAUCAGGAUCCGUCUCAGCUCUCUUGCCUGCCCUACUUGGAGCAUGUGGGCCACAACCACACUUACAACAUGGCUCCCAGUGCCCUCGACUCUGCUGACCUGCCAGCACCCAGCACCCUCAAGAAAGGCAGCAAGGAGAAGCAGGCUGACUUCCUAGACAAGCAGAUGAGCCGGGAUGAGCAUCGAGCCCGAGCCAUGAAGAUCCCCUUCACCAAUGACAAAAUCAUCAACCUGCCUGUGGAGGAAUUCAACGAGCUGUUGUCCAAAUACCAGCUCAGUGAAGCCCAGCUGAGCCUCAUCCGGGACAUCCGGCGCCGGGGCAAGAACAAGAUGGCGGCACAGAACUGCCGCAAACGCAAGCUGGACACCAUCCUGAACCUGGAGCGGGAUGUGGAGGACCUGCAGCGUGAUAAAGCCCGACUGCUGAGGGAGAAAGUGGAGUUCCUCCGGUCCCUGCGGCAGAUGAAGCAGAAGGUCCAGAACCUGUACCAGGAGGUGUUUGGGCGGCUGCGAGAUGAGAAUGGGCGACCUUACUCACCCAGUCAGUAUGCUCUCCAGUAUGCCGGGGAUGGCAGUGUCCUCCUCAUUCCCCGCACCCUGGCUGACCAGCAGGCCCGGCGACAGGAGAGGAAGCCAAAGGACCGGAGAAAGUGAGCCUGGGGCGGAAGGAGGGGUUGACGCUCACCAAGAUUGAAACUGGAGAAGGGCUGGGCCUGGACCUGGACCUACAGCAGGGGGACUUGAAUGCCUUCUUAUCCAAUAGAUCUCAGAUGGGAUGACUGUCGGUCAGUGGAAGAGGUGGGCACAGGCGCUGUCUGGCUCAGCUUCCCCCACUGGGGAGAGUGGAAAUAGCCAGACUGUCUGGGUGGACAGGGUCCUCACUCAUCCCCCUUUCAUUUGAGGGAAGAGGUGGGGUGGUGAUGGCAUUGAUAGAGGCUGACAAAGGGGAAGGGAGGGACUUGUGAGAGGAAAGUAGUAGCAAGUCUCAUUCCAGGAAGAAAGGAAGGAAAGAAAAGAAACCAAAAAAAUCAAAGCUUGAAAAAAAUGCAGGUUAAGAUUGAAUCUGACCAGGAUUCCAGGUGGCAGGUUUUAGGUGGGACUAAGUCAUUGGUGUGAAUAAACCCCACUUCACCCUAGGGAAGGGGUGGAACAGACAAGGUGGGUUCUGGGAGGGGCUUUGUGAACUCUUUCUGCUCCUGCACUUUGGCAUCCCUGAAGGGGAGACCCUGAGAUAUCUCCUUGAAUGUUUCAAUGUCGGGGAGCCACUGGGACCCAAUACUAGUUUGGAGGGUUAGGGUUAAAGGGUAGAGUGAACAGGAAAGGAUCACAAGGCCCCGUGUUGCAGCAGCCCCAACACCAAGCAUGUCACUCACUGCCCUGCCACUCCAUCUCCCUUGGUGCCCAGUUAGCCCUGAGCUGAGGCUCCCACAACUCCAUCAGAACCUGCAUGCAAAUGCUGUUCUUUCCCGGCCCCUCACUGGCUGCCCAGAGCUCAUAUGCAGCUGGGGUGCUGGCAGUGCCCCCCAGUGAUGGGCCUGCAGCCUCCUGGGGGCUGCUUUGAGGCAAGGGGAUGAUGUGGAGAAGCCAGGUAGUGUUCAGCACAAUACUGGGGAGUGACCCCCUCAGGCCUCCCGCCACCAACUGGGCUUGUCACUGGAAAAGACAAACUACAAAACCCAGCAACAACAAAAUAGUCCUCUAGAGUUUCCUGCGCUUUUGAUUUUUUUUUUUUUUUUAAAGGGCUUGAGCCCUGUUUCACUUAUAGGGUCUAGAAUGCUUGUGUUGAGUAAAAAGGAGAUACCCCAAUAUUCAAAGCUGCUAAAUGUUCUCUUUGCCAUAAAGACUCCGUGUAACUGUGUGACAUUUGGGAUUUUUCUCUUCCGUCCCGAGGUCUCUGCUUUCUUUUUUGGGUGUCUUCCUAGGAGAAUGAGAAGUGCAUGUAAUGAUGGUGGUUGAGAGCACCUUCCCCCACCCCAGGCUCUUGGCUACAGGUAGCUUCUCAGCGCCCCCAGCUCAGCAAGGGCUCCCGGAGAACUGCCUGGGGGGAGGCAGAGAGGGGAGUGCCAAGGUGGCCGUAUGGUUCCAGGACCAGUGUCUUUAUUUUUUAACUGUUUGCUACUGCUGCCCCCCGCCCCUGUCUGGAAUAACAGGGGUGAGUUGAGUAGGGGAAGUGCUGACUCUCCCCAUUUGGGGGGUGGGGGUGGGCAACACAUUAACUGAACAGUAGGAGCCUGGGAAGUGCUUUUAUAAAUUAUUUUCCUUGUAGACUUUAUUUUUAAUUUAUCUGUGACCUGCCAGGGAGGGGAGAGGAGAGAGAGAAGAGGUUGUGAACACAUGACAAAAUAAAAUAAAAUGGAUGAUUCAUUCUCAAGUGCAGUUUUUCCCUAUCUUUAAUUUAAACAGUAAAUAGGCCUCACGAGGACUGGCCAUUAUGUGGCUAUGGCAGAGCUCAUAUGGGAAGGGGGGAGGCUGACAACGAGUAACCUAGACAAAAGUCUUAAAUACUGUAUUAAUAACCUUCCAAGCAGGUGUUCUGUACCUCUUUACGAGGUUUGCCAGCAGUCUUCUGAGAGGAAGGAUUCAGAAUCCCUUUGACCUUUCUCCUAGGGCUAGGCUAGAUGGAGCUGGUGUCACCCGGCCCAGCUCCGUAUUACCUGCCCACCUGUAACAGCAUUUGUCUGGAUUGUACUGUUACUUCUCUGGUGACCCCACCUGCCAAAGGGUUGCAGAGCACUGGAAUGUAGACACACAUAACUGCGAUGGUGAAAACCUAAGAAAUCAAUAGGGCCAAUACAUUCCAGGUGCUUCUGUUUAACGGGUAGGGCCACAGAACUUGAGAAACAGGAAGGUAGACUCCAGGUUUUAAGCAUCAGAAAGCCCCAGCUGAGGUGACCAGGAUACAUUCUCCCUCCAAAAGAGCUGACUUAAUACCAAGCCUUUGAAGGGCUGGAUGCAGCAAGGUACCCAUUCUUUCUGGAACUGCCACAUGUGCAUCUUGAGGUAGGUAGCAAAUGCCUGAGUAAUGAAUGCUCACUAGCAGUCUGAGGUAACUGGACAAGGUUUAAAACCGGAAGCUGUGAUCCUUGUAAUGGAACCUGUGACCUUGAGUUCCCCUGCACAACUGUGUGACCUGGCUUGGCCUAGUCCUUUGAUGAUGCUGUGAGAGUUUAUCCUAAGGAAUGGAAUAAAAUUCCAAGAACAACAUUGAUUUCUUAAACUUGUUUCCAUUUACAAUGGCUUUCCCCUCAUCUCUAGCUGGAAAGACUUGGUCAAAUAAACAAGCGCUUCUCUAGUUAGAAAUUAUUUGUUGGCCAAAUAAAACGAAGACUCUUAAAGAAGGGGGGGAAAAAACUAUAAAAUUUAAGCUUGAAGAAAUUCAUGUUGAUAAAAAACAUUAUUUGUGAGUAAACCGACAAGUAAAAUUCAGAGUAAUGUUUUUAUAUCCUUGCUAAAACUGUAUGUAUUUUGGUCUGUUUAGUAUACUAUUAGAUGAAAUUUUAUCUUGUUUUGCAACUUUAUUUUUUAAAGCUUAAGAGAUGUAAAGAUUUUUCAAGUGAAAAACCCUCUCUUACCCCCUUUGCUAGUGUUGCCUCUACUCUAAGAAAGUAUUUUUACUUUCACCCCCUCUCCCAUGCCCCCUUAUGGAGAGAUGUACAGUUGGGUCUGGGAUCACAGCAGUGAUUAACUGGGGCUUUGAGCCAAGUUGGUCAGCACUGCUAUGGGGCUGACCUCUUUUGCUGCUGGCAGGUGGAGUUGGUGUUCAGCUUCAAGGUUUUUUCUGGCAGGAAAAUAAGAGGGCUCAAGGCCUGUGAAAGAGCUGUUACACCUAAGACAGGAAGUGAGAAGACUAGGCUUCAAUCCUUAACCAAGGACCAAACUUCAGUGUGACCUGCUUGGGGUGGGGGUAAGAGGUUUGCUUUCUUCAACAGUCUGAGGCUUCAAUCAAAUCAAUUUUCCAUACAUCUAAAUUCAUGUGAGAAAAUGAAGAGAGACCCACUGUUUCAACAUCUUCCUUGGACAGAUCUCACCAAUGAAGGGGGUGGGGGGAGCGCUAUAGUGAUCUAGAAACUGUCUGCAAGACCUGGCCUCCAUGGCUGACUCCCUACCCUUACCAGGGAAAGCUAUACAGAAACUAGUCAAACAGCUGGCGCAUCUUCCUCAGGAUGCCCUAGGCCCUGCCUUUACAACCCUGGGUUACAUCAGGCCUUGCUGCUCUACAACUUUCUUUGGUAAAUUGCUGGAAGAACAAGUGUCUUGCAGGCAAAAUAACAGCCCACCACCCUCAAGCCUCCUACACCACACCCGGUAGGCACUGAUCUAGAACAACAGCUUUAGAGGGUCAGACUAACCAAUUGCUUUAAGGCACCUCCAGCCACAAGUUAAAGUCCUUAAAUUAGUCUCUUUUUCUGGAAGUUGUUUUCCCAGCCAGGUGUAGAAAUUCUCUAGCAACACCCAUGUGCUUGAUUAUCAUAAGUGGCUAAGCCUUCUUGUUCUAUCACUGAUUCACCUAGCACAUGAGUAACGACCCAAAGACCUCUCACUUGUCAUUUUGUCAGUGUACGAAGAACAGUAACCCUCCCUGACCUUUCUUCUGACAGAGAGGUCAGUGAUGCUCUUUGCCUCUACUUCUGGCUUCAUCAUGGGAGCAUGCAGGGACUCUGGGGAAUACAUGGGCCCUUAACACCUGAUCUGAGUUCUAGUCCUUGUUCUGUCCAGGGAUUCUUUGAAAGUUCACAUCUGCCUAAAUUAGAAACAGAAUCUAGUAUACCAGUUGUCUCCUGAGGAAGAGUAUGGGACCUUGCUAAAGAGGUGUGUUUUCAAAACUUGUUGGAUAGAACCUCUUGUCUCCCUUUUUGGGUACACAAAAAUACCAAUGAUAGUCUUAAAGUUGGUUCUUUUCCAGUCUAACUUUAACUUCAGACUGGAGAUAGGUUGCAGAGUAUUUGUUACUUCAUUCCAGAUGCUGUUUCAACCAAGGAAACAAAACCUAGUUCAGUUCACAUGGGGAGAGGUGGAGGAAGACCAAAGAGUUGGUGCUCUACCCUGUCCGAGAGCCAAGGCCCCAAAGUUGCCCAGCCUGACCCCAGGCUAUGCAAACUGUAAACAGGGUAGCAAUGGUCAAAGUCAACGAGAUUGAAAAAUCCAUGUAGGGUAAACAGCUGCUUUGGUACUAUCACCACCAUGCACACCAACAAGGUCAUAGUGCAGACCCAGACCUGCUGUUGAGUAUUUUAACACAAGCUAUUUAAAAUAAACAAAAACUAUAGAACUGAAUUGUCAGCACGACUGUAACUUAAUGUUUCAAACUUACCUUGGAGUUCUGCCACGUCACUGGCCUAAGGGGGGAAAAAAAAGCCUUGGAAACAUUACAGUUAACCCU